GGUAGAAGGUGGCGAGCCCUCUUGGCUGUGUACCGUUAGCGCUUCAGAUGUGACUGGAUUGGUCUGCCGUGCUGCCGCUAUGCCAAACAUGGACCCGAGACAAGUUUGACUGGAUUGCCAUUUCCCCAUCUACUUGUACUGCUUUUGACCCGCGCAUCAUUGAAUGUUAUGAGACGCCAUGAUCCGGCUGGAGGAGGAUAAUCGCACACCCCCAGUAGACAGCAUGGACACCAAAAGGCACUCCGCUGAAAGGUGACCUCCAGACACUUACCUCCCCAAAACAUUUGAAUAUGCCAGGACAUAACAAUGAGCUCCAACAGCACAGACCCUGGUCUCUUCCUGACUGCCAACGCCUCACCACCAGUGGCCGGAGCCUAUCCACAAUCCAAUGCUCUUCACCAAGGAGGAACUGGAGGAGCCCCCUGGCUGGUUUUUCAUGUGAAUACCCUGGAUGAUAAUUCCUCUUCCACCAGCAAACUCUUGAACCUCACCUCAGAAUCACAAAAUGGGAACAGAACUGCAGCCCUCGAUCCCUUGGGUGGCCACCCUGUAUGGCAGGUUGUCCUCAUUGUCUUGCUCACAGGUAUGCUGUCACUGGUCACCAUCAUCGGCAACAUCCUGGUAGUGGUAUCCUUCAAGGUUAAUCGCCAGCUAAAGACAGUCAAUAACUACUUCCUGCUGAGCUUGGCAGUGGCUGACCUCAUCAUAGGGGUCAUCUCCAUGAACCUGUACACAGCUUAUCUUGUGAUGGGAUACUGGGCCAUGGGAAACUGGGCCUGCGACCUGUGGCUGGCUAUAGACUAUGUGGCCAGCAAUGCAUCAGUUAUGAACCUACUGGUCAUCAGCUUUGACCGCUACUUUUCAGUCACCAGGCCUUUGACCUACCGGGCCAAACGAACCACCAAGCGAGCUGGGAUCAUGAUCGGCCUUGCCUGGUUUGUUUCUCUUGUCCUAUGGGCCCCAGCCAUCCUGCUAUGGCAAUAUUUUGAGGGUAAAAGGACAGUACCCUCAGAUCAGUGCUAUAUUCAGUUUCUCUCAGAGCCCACUAUAACCUUCUGCACAGCCAUGGCGGCUUUCUAUCUGCCUGUGACAAUAAUGAGUGUUCUCUACUGGCGUAUCUACAAGGAGACCCAGAACCGUUCAAAAGAGUUAGCUGGACUGCAGGGCUCGGGGGGGCGUGGUGGGGUUGGAGGGAGAGGUGGGAAUGGCGGAGGUGAGAGAACCCGUUUUGUCCAUCAGACAGGAAGUUCUAGAAGUUGCAGUAGCUACGAGUUGACCAGGUUGUCGAAGAGAAAGAGCACAUGUCGUGAGCUGGUUGGCCGCUUCCACUGCUGGCCUGGGGUUCGUUCUUGGAGACCUGGUAGCACACGGCAAGGGGAGGGUGAUCCAGAUCAAAGCAGCAGCGACAGCUGGAACAACAAUGAUGCUGCAGUCUCAUUGGACCACUCUGGGUCUUCAGAGGAUGAGGACUGUGGGGGCAGAGAGAUGAUUUCCCAGAGUCAUGCUAUUUUUUCCAUUGUUCUCAGCCUGCCUGGUAUAAAGGCUGCUGUCAACUCCCAGCUCACCUCAUGUGAAGAUCUGGAUGCAGCCUCAGAGGAGGAUCCCCUCAGGGGAGCCGAGUAUAGCCGGGACAGUCUCUCAGCAGUCACCACCAACACCACUGCCACCACAACUCCUGAUGGAGCAAACAGUUCGGAAAAUAGCUACCACCAACACUUCUGUUCACGCAAGAUUCAGUCAAUGCCUAUCAUCCAGACUACGUCUAACCAAGGUUCUCUAGAUGGUCCCCCAACAACUGCUACCACUGCCACCGACAGUACUACCACCAGCACAGCAUCCAAAUCCCCCUCUGUCCCGAUGUCCUUCAAAGAGGCAGCUCUGGCGAAGCGUUUUGCAGUCAGAGCUCGAACUCAGAUCACCAAGAGGAAGCGCAUGUCCUUAGUGAAAGAGAAGAAGGCAGCUCAAACUCUCAGUGCCAUCCUCUUUGCUUUCAUCAUCACAUGGACACCUUACAACAUUAUGGUACUGAUCAAUGCCUUCUGUAAAGUUUGCAUCCCAGAGACCCUGUGGGCAGUAGGGUACUGGCUGUGCUAUGUCAACAGCACAGUCAACCCCAUGUGCUAUGCCUUGUGCAACAAGACUUUCCGUACAACCUUUAAGAUGAUACUGUUAUGUCGCUGGGACCAGAAAAAAAGGAGGAAGCAGCAGUUUCAACAAAGGCAGUCAGUGGUCUUCCACAGGAGGAUUCCCAGGGAGUCUACGUAAAGGACAGGAGGUUUGAUAACGGAGAAUUGAAAAAUUUUGCAUAGGACAAGGAAAAGGAAGAAGCAUCCAUGUAGUUAUCUCUGUGGAGUUUCUUUACUUAGAGGUCCUUGGUGUGUUUCUCUGCUGGUAUGACAAACACAGCAAUCCUAUGUGGUGGUCUUCAGGUGUGUGUUUGUGCCAGUGCAUCCAUUUAGCAAAGCUGUGUGUAUGCGUGAAGGGUUGUUUAAGGCGAGGUCCAGAGAUGAAACCUUUCCCUCUGUCCCUGGAAAAACCAUUUCACGCUAGUACAGCUGAGAGAAAAUGAACUGAAUGGAAAUAAUAGAAAAGGGCUUUAAAAUGCAUUGCAGGAGAAUUAUUGAAGUGCAAUUGACACAAGGGGAAAGGAUACCUUUGUCACAGGGUUGGGGAUUCACAAUUCUUAUCAUUUCUCUCUGUGGGUAGCUAGAUCUGUAAUGUGCAGAGUGGUUUUGCAUUUCAAACAAAACUAUGUAUCUGUUAUAACUCACUGAAAGCCAAGACAAAAACUAUUUUGUGUUCGCAGGCUUCAUUGUACCGAUUCGACCCGCCAUCCUCUUGACUGGCAUGUGAUUUAUCAGAACUCCUGUACAUUGCCUUUCUACAUGGAUAUAGCUUUCCUGUGUCUGAUGGAGUAUAAAAGUUCUUAAAUUGUGUUCUUACUUUUCGUCAACUGAGAUACGUUAUUUUUGUGAUAUUCAUCUUUGGUUUUCUAGAUAUUCCUAAGAUUUUGAGCCAGUCUGAAAAUGAUUCUUCUGAUGAACUGAGUUGGCACCACAGUCAGUGAACUGCUGUUGUGCUCAAUGUGAACUGCUGUUGUGUUCAAUGUGAUUGUUGUGGUUUUUAUGGUGGAGACAAUAAGUACAUUGGUUGUGUUUUAUGUACUUGCGGUUUUCUGUCAAGAGUAUUGAUAAAAUGAUGAUAUUCUGUUUGUGUACAUUUGGAUAUUUCUGACUUGAUGCACAAUGAUUGGUUACACACACAAAGAUGUUCAUUUAUGAAGAUGUGUGUUUUGAUUUUACACUAUCUUUUGAAUUUCUACAAAAUACUCCUUCUAAGGAACUCUUUGUAAAAGGCAACCCAUCUUCGAUAUAGUAGAACAAUGGCAGCCUCUAGUGGCAUGAGGGAGACCUGUUGUACUGGCACUCAGUUCAACCUCUACAGUGUAGUAUUGAAAUUCCAUUCUGCUAAUAUAAAGACAAAAAUAAGAUUUUUUUUAAAUCAUACUUUGGCAGCAGUUAUGCAGAAUUUAAGCUGUUCGGUUUCAUGAAUUGGCUUGUAAUUAUUACAUUUUAAUUUCAAAUAUUUAGAAGAGAAUGGCUGCAGAGAUUGAAUCUAGAAUAUUUAAUUUUCUGUCAUCAUCUGAUCUUUUCUUUCAAUAUUCUAUGAUUUAUGGGUGAAGUUUUUUUUCUUUAAAAUAAUUAAGACUUACAGCAAUUGAUUUGUAAAUAGAACUGAUACCUGUCCUGGUCUACAGUACAUCAGGUUUUUCUACAUAGACAGUGGGCGAACACCACAUACCAAUAAAAGUCAACAUAAUGAUGCCAGCUAUGGCAAGAAUUUAUUUUAAUUUUUAUUUGUAAUGCACAUUAUGCUAUUCUUAAGUAGAUGUUUUUACAUUGUUGCUGCACCCAAAUCUUUCAGUAUGAAUAUUUUGCAAAAGGUAUUGGAGGCAAAGGAUAAACUGUAUCAUGACAACUGGCAUACUGAGGAAUUAGUAGAUUGGGUUAUGUUGGAUACAGUGGUCAUACAUAAUGGUAUGACUUACGUGCUAUAUGCAAAAGCGAUGUUUAAAAAAUAUCCCAUGCCCAUCAACAGUGGAUAUUUUGUCUGCUUUCAACACUAUGUGCUCCAGUGUCAUAAUGCACUCUUCUUCAAAAUAUGAGAUUUUUAUACUUAAAUAUUGGACACAAAAAAUGGUGAACACAAACAUUUUGUUACAUUUCAAGUAUGCCAAUCAUACUCAUAUUUUAAGUCAAUAAACAAACAAAAAACGUUUUGACAGAAAUGAUCUAUGUUUGUGUCACAAGUCAUGUCAUGAAUCUUUUCAUUUAUUUUUACCAUUAUUUUCACAGUGUGGAUUCACUCAGAAUGCUGAAUGAAUUAAUGUUUUUUCACUGAGUAUUUCCCUGCCUCGCUUUGCCAUUAUUACAAAUUCACAUCUGAGACCAGUUUUAUAUUGCGGCCCCUGAGCAACCAACUAGAUCAGUGUAAGGCACUUGAGCAGUGGGUGAGGGAGUGUCUCCAUGCUUUAUUUUGUAGUUUUAAUGUUAUAUGAAGUUAGCCUUUUGCCAUCAGUGCUAAAAAGUCAGUACUGCUGUGAGCCACUAGUUAUUAUUUGUUCUAUAUCAGCUGUAGAUAUGUGAGGGGGAUAUUGUGUGUUUUUUUUUCACUGUCACAGUCCAUUAGGUACAAGUUAUUUUAAUUUUAUGGCCACAAAUGAUGCCACAGACCUCUACACCAACUGUGUAAUAUUAUAUCUCUAAGGAUGUAUUUGAAUAUAUUCACCGUUAUUAUGGCCUCCAUUGUUACUGGGAGACUUGUUUUAAAGAAAUUUUCUGCAGUAUUGUUAAAACAGACUCUGCAGUUGAUAGUCCAUUGUUUGGAGACCACCAGCAGAGUCACUGAUAUGUAUAACCUUAUUAUUUUAGCAGAGUGCUGCAUCACUAUAAAGUUGAAUUGCAAUACCUGCCACUCAAAUGGCAGCCAUUGCACAAUAUGUCAGAAAGAUUCAUGAGCAUUCAUGGUGUCUUCACUCAAAACCAAAUCAACAACUCCGGACUCUUGAAAUUUAGAUUCAUUCAUCAAACCUUUGCUCCACACACCAGCUGUCUAAUGACCUGUCCCAAAAAAGUAGACUUACUGAGUUUCCUUGAUAAAUUUGUUUUGUUACACCUGAAACUUGCUCAUAUCUGGGGAAAGAUAAAUGUUGUCCAUGAUGGUGAUAGUUUCAGAUCACUGCCAGCUCUUUAUUACAAUUUUUUGUGAAUGUUGCUCUAAUCUUCCAGUUGUUAAAAAAAAAAAAAAAAAAAAAAAAAAAAUCAUGUUCUUUUUCUUCUUUUUUCUUUGACUUAAAAAUUCUGUAUGUAAUUAUGUCAUAGUGUAUCCACUCUGAUCAGAAACCUGUAGAGAUUAAAGUCACAGACAUAUGUGGUAACAGCUUUUGUUUGGAGGACACAGCUGAAACUCAUUUGCUGAUUGGAGGGAUGGACUUAAAAGUGGCUCCAGAGUGCACCCAACUAGAAGCAGAAAAUCCUGAUCGACUUAAUAUUGUGUGUGGAGGUGGAAGCUUUUGUCUAAUUUUUUGUUACAUAUGAUCCUCAACAUUGUCUGGCACUAUAAUAACAUUAGUACUGAGUGUCUGAUUUUAACCAGAAACUGAAUAAACACGAGAGUGGUCUUUGA
Messenger RNA from Toxotes jaculatrix (banded archerfish), 5685 nucleotides. RefSeq names its product cholinergic receptor, muscarinic 3a (gene chrm3a). Gene Ontology annotation, cellular component: synapse; dendrite; plasma membrane. The transcript has 3 exons. Gene Ontology annotation, biological process: adenylate cyclase-inhibiting G protein-coupled acetylcholine receptor signaling pathway; chemical synaptic transmission; G protein-coupled receptor signaling pathway, coupled to cyclic nucleotide second messenger. The coding region runs from base 307 to 2265 and encodes 652 amino acids. The record is from RefSeq and is a predicted model, not a curated record. NCBI's taxonomy places the organism in Eukaryota, Metazoa, Chordata, Actinopteri, Toxotidae. Gene Ontology annotation, molecular function: G protein-coupled serotonin receptor activity; G protein-coupled acetylcholine receptor activity.